AUGAAGACCUACGUUUUCCUCGCUUCGCUCUUUGCUUCUGGUGCUCUGGCCCAGAGCGCUGUAGCUGAUUGCCACCGCGAAGAGUCCCCGGACUGGAACGACUGCGACAAGCUUUGGAAGAUCCUCGACUGGAAAGCUGGCAACCCCAGGGAGAUCACACGAAACUGCGGCCGAGACACCGACCUCGACGGCGAGUGCUCUGUUUUCUACGAGGGCUCAUGCCAGAUCGCUCAGUGCCUCCUUGGCGACAAAUGCAUUGGUACCUCUGAGGGACUCAUGGUCACGUCGAAGAAGAUCGUCGAGAGUCAGUGCAGACGUUAUGACCUCGGCGGUCGUUUCACCGACGGACCCAGCAAGUUCUUUGAGAUCAUUCGCUACACGGGUGUUCCCAGCCGUCGCCGUCGUUCCGCACCUUCUGGACGGGAGGAGUACACUCUCGCCGAGUACGAGCGCAUCUUUGGCAAGGACCGCGACGUCUCCUUCUCCAAGGUCAUUGACCAAGAUGAGACCAAGGUUGAUAAGCGGGAUGCAAAGUGGAUCAACUUUGUCACUCGUCAAGGCGUCAUCAAGCCUGGUGAGCGCAAGCGAGUCAACUCCAACGAGCUCGCACCCGGUAUCGAGCAGACUUGGGAGGAGUCUUCGUCUUACAGCAUCGAGGUCGGCGCCACUGCUGGUGUGUCUGCUGGUCUUUUCAAGAUCUUUGAGGCUUCGGUUGAGAUCAGCACCAGCUACACCGAGUCCUUCAGUGCUGGUAGUUCGCUCAAGUACAGCAGCGGUAACUGCCCCAACAACGCCAAUGUCUACUUUGCGCCUGUGUACACCAUGUACGAGGGCAAGUUUACCGAUCGGGAUGGUACUCAGAAGAUCUGGGUUCCCCAGCAUGUGAAUGGUGUGCUUGAGGGACGCUUUGUUGUUGAGUGUGUUGGCACGACUCCCGCUUAA
Messenger RNA from Fusarium poae, 942 nucleotides. RefSeq lists its product as uncharacterized. The record is from RefSeq and is a predicted model, not a curated record. The coding region runs from base 1 to 942 and encodes 313 amino acids. The transcript is spliced from 2 exons. Lineage: Eukaryota; Fungi; Ascomycota; Sordariomycetes; Hypocreales; Nectriaceae.